Molecule: messenger RNA, 3248 nt
Organism: Haliaeetus leucocephalus (bald eagle)
Lineage: Eukaryota; Metazoa; Chordata; Aves; Accipitriformes; Accipitridae
Gene: TUBGCP2
Product: tubulin, gamma complex associated protein 2
Exons: 15
Coding region: 803-3064 (753 amino acids)
Biological process (GO): microtubule nucleation; spindle assembly; meiotic cell cycle
Cellular component (GO): centrosome; spindle pole; equatorial microtubule organizing center
Molecular function (GO): gamma-tubulin binding; microtubule minus-end binding
Source: RefSeq, a predicted model, not a curated record
CUGCAUGUGACUGUUUCUGAGGAUGCCGACCUGCUUGUGGAUGCUCAGAAAUCACAUGCUGGUGUCUUCUCCAUCUGCAGUCUCUGUUGUGGCAGUCCCACGCCCUUGCUCAGUGGAGGCAUAUCUAUGUCUUGUUAGUGCACGGGGUCUGCCUGCAUUGGUGAGGCAUGUGCUUCACUCAGCUGCUUACUCUGUGGCAAUGCUGGCCCUGUCUUAGCCAUGUGGCGGCAUUCACACUCAUGAUGUGUCUUACCAACCUUUGCUGUUGAGCUCCCUAGCUGUGGCUGUAUAUGGUUUAUUGCCCAUGCUGACUGCUCAGCAGAUGUGCAGUUACUCUUCGUCUGUGAAGAUCUUUCUGUGGGAGUGGCUGAGCUGAGCCGACACCUUCCAAGAACACCCUCCUGUCCCUGGUGAAGGUGAUGACAGUAGAUGAUGCAUCUGCCACCAAGUGGGGAAUUUGCUGUGGUGGUCAGAUCACUUCAGGCCGUCGAUGGCUAGAGGAAUGGACCCUCCAUGUUCAGUGUUUUGGGACACCUGAUGGGUCUCAGCCUGAAGGGCUGUACAUGCAUGUGAUGAUGGAGAGUUCAAAUCCUUAACAGAGAGAGUCCAACCACCUCCUGCUGUCAGGCAGUGAUGAAACCAGCCUUGUUCCACAUACACUGUGAAAUACGCGUCUGCACAGACUGAAAUACAUGCCUGACUCAUCCAAAUCCUUCACAGAUGAUCUGCGUCAUGUGGUUGAUUUAGAUCAUGAAGGGAAGAUGAAUUUCCAGUAAGAUAACUGAUCUUUUAAAUAGGAUUUAUGUGCAGACUUGCUAAAAGAGGAAAGAAGCCUCUUGAGCUUACACGAAAAAUCCUCCGAGAUAAGCAGAACAAGAAGAAUUCUGGUCAGCCCAUUCCAGUAUUUCCAUCCUGGGUGUAUGAGAGACCCGCGCUUAUUGGCGAUUUCUUAAUUGGCACCAGUUUAAGCACUGACACAACAGUACCUAUAGGUACUUUGCCAUUAGCCUCCCAAGAAUCCGUGAUUGUGGAGGACUUGCUGUAUGUUCUGAUUGGUGUGGAUGGAAGAUACAUCACAGCACAGCCUUUUGUAGGCAGGCAGAACCGCGCAUUUUCAGUUGAUCCAAACCUUGACUUGUCCAUCAAAGAGCUCGUGACCAGGAUUCUUCCUGUAGCAGCAAGUUACUCUGCUGUCACCAGGUUCAUAGAGGAGAAGUCUUCCUUUGAGUAUGGACAGGUAAAUCAUGCUCUGGCUGCUGCUAUGCGGACUCUAAUCAAGGAAUACAUGAUACUAAUUACCCAGUUGGAACAUCUUCAGAGACAGGGACUUCUGUCACUGCAGAAGCUCUGGUUUUAUAUCCAGCCCACAAUGAGGACCCUGGAGAUUCUUGCUUCGCUUGCUACUUCUGUGGAUAAAGGUGAGUGUAUGGGAGGAUCAACCCUGAGCUUACUCCAUGACAAGACUUUCAAUUACACGGGGGACAGCCAGGCCCAGGAGCUGUGCCUGUAUUUAACCAAGGCAGCCAGUGUGCCUUAUUUUGAAAUUCUGGAAAAGUGGAUAUAUCGAGGCAUCAUUAAUGAUCCAUACAGUGAGUUCAUGGUGGAGGAACAUGAGCUGCAGAAGGAGAAGAUUCAGGAGGACUAUAAUGACAAGUAUUGGGAUCAAAGAUAUACUGUUGUUCAGCAACAGAUUCCCUCAUUCUUGCAGAAAAUGGCUGACAAAAUACUAAGCACAGGGAAAUAUUUAAAUGUUGUGCGAGAAUGUGGACGGGAUGUUACCUGCCCUGUGGCUAAAGAGGUCAUCUAUACUUUAAAAGAGCGAGCAUAUGUGGAACAAAUAGAAAAAGCAUAUAACUAUGCUAGCAAAGUUCUUCUGGAUUUCCUAAUGGAGGAGAAAGAGCUGGUGGCUCACCUAAGAUCUAUAAAACACUAUUUCCUGAUGGAUCAAGGGGACUUUUUUGUUCACUUCAUGGAUCUCACGGAAGAGGAACUUAAGAAGCCUGUAGAUGACAUCAUAACUACGAGGCUAGAGGCUCUGCUUGAAUUAGCCCUGCGAAUGAGCACAGCCAACACAGAUCCUUUCAAGGACGAUUUAAAGAUUGAUUUGAUGCCUCAUGACCUCAUUACACAGCUCUUGAGAGUAUUGGCCAUAGAAACGAAACAGGAGAAGGCCAUUAUCAGUGCAGAUCCCACAGAGCUCACUCUCAGUGGUCUGGAAGCAUUUUCCUUUGACUACAUUGUUAAGUGGCCUCUGUCCCUUAUUAUAAACAGGAAAGCACUGACAAGAUACCAGAUGCUUUUCAGACACAUGUUCUAUUGCAAACAUGUGGAAAGACAGUUGUGCAAUGUUUGGAUCAGCAAUAAGACGGCCAAGCAAUUCUCCCUACAUUCAGCUAAGUGGUUUGCUGGUGCUUUCACACUGCGGCAGCGGAUGCUGAAUUUUGUACAGAAUAUCCAGUAUUACAUGAUGUUUGAAGUGAUGGAGCCAACAUGGCACAUUCUUGAGAAGAACUUGAAGCUGGCAUCUAAUAUUGAUGAUGUCCUGAGCCACCACACAAGCUUCCUGGAUAACUGCUUGAAGGACUGCAUGCUAACCAACCCGGAGCUGCUGAAGAUCUUCUCCAAGCUGAUGUCUGUCUGUGUCAUGUUUACAAACUGCAUGCAGAGGUUCACCCAGAGCAUGAAGCUGGAUAAUGAGAUGGACCGGCUCACCUUAGAGCACGGCACAAUGCUGGGCCCACCAACAGAGGAGGAGCGUGCUGAAGAGACUGCGAAGAAGAAGCUGACUAACAAGCUUUUAGCAGAACAUGCUGACAACCUCCACCUGACAUCUGGCUUCGAAGCAACGAUCAACAAGUUUGAUAGCAAUUUCUCAACACAUCUGCUGGACCUGUUGGACAAACUGAGCGUUUACAGCACCAAUGACUGUGAGCACAGCAUGCUCAACAUCAUCUACAGGUUGGACUUCAAUGGGUUCUACACAGAGCGCCUGGAGCACAUGUCUGCCGAGCGCAGCCAGAAGGCAGCUCCCCUGCUUCCCCGCCUGGCCGUACCUGCCCAGUGAAGCCCUGCUGUUGCCCCUUUCAGCCACCCCCUCUUCUGCACCAGCAGAGAACCAGACACUCACUGACUUCAAACUAGGAGUACUCAACCCUCUACAUUGACAGUGUGAGCUGGAAACAAACCAUAAGGGUUGUCACAGAGAGACAGGGGAGUAGUCUCCUGAAAUGUAUGUAAUGGAUUUUCUC